Molecule: messenger RNA, 279 nt
Organism: Protopolystoma xenopodis
Lineage: Eukaryota; Metazoa; Platyhelminthes; Monogenea; Polystomatidea; Polystomatidae
Source: the annotation of a GenBank genome assembly
AUGCUGGCAAGUCUAACUUCAACCUUGCCAAAGACGGUAAUCACUCCCUCAGCGCACGAGGAAGACCGGGGAAUCGGACAGUCCAGCGAACAAGGCAAUGGUGAGGUGGACAUAGCCGAGUUCACCCAGAUAGUGUUGCAGCAGCAACAUUAUCAGCGUUCCCUUAUGGAAACUGCGACAAUGAGUAAAACACUUUCACGGAUCUCUAUCCGGCUUAUGAAUUACCAUCUGGCAGACAAGGUAACCACAUCCGAUUUUAAGAUACAGUUCCACCUUUAA